UUGAGUAUGAACAAAAUGAGUUUUCUUUGCAAUAGAGCAGUACACUUGCUGCUGGGCGUGCUUUUUCUGAGUGUGUUUGGCCAGGCUUGCCAAGAUGCGGCCUCAACAGCGACGUCUUCUAAGGACUGGUGGGAAACUGCACAGUUCUAUCAGAUCUAUCCGCGCUCCUUCAUGGACUCCGAUGGGGAUGGCAUCGGAGAUCUGAAUGGCAUCACCAGCAAGCUGGAGUAUCUCAAGGAGCUGGGCGUAACAGCUGCCUGGCUCUCGCCCAUUUUCAAGUCUCCCAUGGUGGACUUUGGCUACGACAUCUCUGAUUUCUUCGACAUACAGCCAGAGUAUGGCACGUUAGAGGACUUCAGAAACCUCAUUAAGAAAGCCAACGAAUUGGAGUUAAAGAUUAUCUUGGACUUUGUGCCUAAUCAUUCCAGUGAUGAGAACGAAUGGUUCAAGAAGUCUGUGAAGCGGGAGAAGGGAUACCAGGAUUACUAUGUGUGGCAUGAUGGCAAAGUGAAUGCGUCGACUGGAGUGCGGGAACCGCCCACAAAUUGGUUGCAAUAUUUUAGAGGCAGCGCCUGGGAAUGGAACGAGGAACGUCAGCAGUAUUACUUGCAUCAGUUUGCAGUGCAACAACCUGAUCUCAAUUACCGCAAUCCAGAUGUGGUGGCUCAGAUGAAGCGAGUGCUGCGAUAUUGGCUGAAUGAGGGAGUGUCCGGAUUCAGAUGUGAUGCUUUGCCACCACUGUUUGAAGUGCUGCCCGAUGCAGAGGGUCAGUAUCCCGAUGAGGUCGUAAGUGGAGCCACAGAUGAUUCAGAGGAUCGUGACUACUUCACAACGACGUACAUUGAAAACCAGCCGGAGACUGUGGACAUGGUUUAUCAAUGGCGUACAGUGCUCGAUGAUCAUAAGCGAAUCUAUGGCGGUAAUUCGAGUGUGCUGCUCAUAGAGACUUACUCUCCGGCUUGGUUUACCAUGCAGUUUUAUGGCAAUCGAUCGGUGAAUGGAGCUCACCUGCCAUUCAAUUUUAAUUUAAUUACUGUGAUGGAGAAGAGUGGUCUGAGUGCCAGCAAUGUGCAGGAAGCCAUCGAUCUCUGGCUGCAGAAUAUGCCAGCAGGACGCACGGCCAAUUGGGUGCUGGGUAAUCAUGACAAGCGUCGAGCUGCCAGUCGAUAUGGAGCCGAGUUCAUUGAUGCCAUGAAUAUGCUGGUCAUGAUACUGCCAGGAGCCAGUGUCACUUACCAAGGCGAGGAGUUAGGCAUGACUGAUGGUUGGAUUAGCUGGGAGGACACUGUGGAUCCUUGGGGAUGCAAUUCUAAUGCCGACAUCUACGAGCAAUACACCAGAGAUCCUGAACGCACGCCCUUCCAGUGGACAAAUGGUACCAAUGCAGGAUUCUCCACAGGUCCAUCGACCUGGCUGCCAUUGGCCGCUGACUAUGAGACUAUUAAUGUGGCCACUGAAUCAGCGGCAGAUCAUUCCCAUCUGACCAUCUACAAAUCCCUUAUUGCAUUGCGACGAAGCUCGAAAACGCUGCAGAAUGGAAGCACAAAGUACGCGGUGCUGAGCGACGAUGUUUUCGUGAUUAAGCGGUCACUGCCUGGCGCUAAUAGCAUUUUUUACGUCUGCAACUUUGGGUCUGCGUCGAUCACAGUUGAUUUGACGGAGUUUGAUAAAACCUUGCCAUCCGAUUUGGUUCUGCUGAUUCGCAGUAUGGACUCCAGCAAAUCCGAGGGAGUCGGCUAUACGUCAAAGGAGCUGGAACUGGCAGUUGGCGAAGCUUUGGUACUCAGUAGUGAAUAAAACACACGUUGAAUUGGAA
Molecule: messenger RNA, 1816 nt
Organism: Drosophila nasuta
Lineage: Eukaryota; Metazoa; Arthropoda; Insecta; Diptera; Drosophilidae
Gene: Mal-A8
Product: Maltase A8
Exons: 4
Coding region: 7-1797 (596 amino acids)
Biological process (GO): carbohydrate metabolic process
Source: RefSeq, a predicted model, not a curated record